GCCGCCGCCGCCAGCCGAGCGCGCCCGCCAAGCGACCCGCGGAGCCGACGACAUGGAGCAGCUGAAGGCUUUUGAUCGAGAAGUAAAUGAAUUUGUGGAUUAUAUGUUUGGACCCAGAGAUCCCAGGGUCAGAGGAUGGCUUAUGCUGGACUCUUGCUUACCAACCCUUUUCCUCACUAUUGUAUAUCUGCUCUUCAUAUUUUGGGGGACCAAGUUUAUGAAGAACAGGCCUGCUCUGUCACUCAGGGGUCUUCUUAUUUUAUAUAACCUUGGAGUCACAAUGCUUUCAUUUUACAUGCUUAUAGAGUUAAUUCUUGCCACUUGGGAAGGAAGCUAUAACUUACAGUGUCAGAACCUGACCAGUGCCGGAGAAGCUGACAUCCGCGUGGCCAAGGUGUUGUGGUGGUAUUACUUCUCCAAAGUGAUUGAAUUUGCUGACACUCUUUUCUUUGUGUUGCGGAAGAAAAACAGUCAAAUUACUUUCCUUCAUGUUUAUCAUCACGCCACUAUGUUUAAUAUCUGGUGGUGUGUCAUGAACUGGAUACCAUGUGGGCAAAGUUUCUUUGGGCCUACCUUGAAUAGUUUUAUCCAUGUGCUCAUGUACUCCUACUAUGGACUAUCUGUCAUUCCAUCCAUGCGCAAGUAUCUUUGGUGGAAGAAAUAUCUCACUCAGGCACAACUGAUUCAGUUUUUGCUCACCAUUACACACACACUCAGUGCAGCUGUGAAACCCUGUGGAUUCCCACUAGGUUGUCUCAUCUUCCAGUCUUCAUACAUGACUACACUGGUCAUUCUGUUUGUUAACUUUUAUAUUAAGACAUAUCGGAAAAGACCUUCAAGAAUCGACACAAAAGAAGCCCCCCUGGUGACAGAAAUCAGGAAUGGCUUCCAUAAAGACUACCUAAUGGCAGCUAAUGGUGCACUGAAUAACAAAAAAGCACAAUAAGUAUAAAGUAAUAUUAAAUUGUAGUGUACAAAAGGCCCUCCUACAUUUUUUUUCUAAGAAAAAGACUGAGUUGACCAGGCGAUCAUACCUAGCUUUGUACAAGUUUAGACUCAGUUUGGUUGCAUUUAUCCAUUCUUCUAUUCUGUUUAACUCAUUAUGUUUUAAUAGUACAAAGUCCUUUUUAACAUUUUGAUAUAUGUCACAGUUAAAAUGGUGUGGGCAGUUAUUUCUUCACCCAGCCAAAACGAAGCCACAUUCUGUCAUUUUUUUACGAUGGGUAGAAUGCCUGACAUUUGCUCCUUGGAAGGAUGAAGGUCCAGUGAAAGUCUAGAUGUGCUUUGAAUGGAAACCUGACUUUUCAAAAUUUGCAGCAGAAUGCAGGCUGCUUUAAAGAUUACUCGUUCUGCAGCAUAAUCUGUGUUGGAGAAAGUCUGUGUUCUAUUAUGUUUGCAUGAUGAUGCAAGCCUUUUGUUGUGGUUGUUGACCCUGUAUUUCCAUAGAUGUGAACUGCUUUUUGGAGGGAGGGCAGGAGAAGUGUCACUUCUGUCCUGAAAAGCUUUGGUGUUGCCUUCGUAGAACUAAAAAGACUGCUCCCCUCUCCAUUGUUCCAGCAACAGGGAUCACGCUUUAGCAAAGCAAAGGGAGCAGUAGGCUUUCCUACAAGCGUGUGUAAAUUAAGGCAUUGAGCCAAAUUGAAACCUAUCUAAAUAGUGGCAUAUGAGCUUUUUAACCUAUGCUACUUCAAAACUGAAUAGGACUGAUAUGUCACCUGGAAAUCACCUCUCAGCAAAUGGGUUAGAUCAGUGGUUCUUAACCUUGGGUUACUCAGGUGUUUUUGGACUGCAACUCCCAGAAGCCUUCACCAC
Molecule: messenger RNA, 1812 nt
Organism: Pogona vitticeps (central bearded dragon)
Lineage: Eukaryota; Metazoa; Chordata; Lepidosauria; Squamata; Agamidae
Gene: ELOVL2
Product: ELOVL fatty acid elongase 2
Biological process (GO): fatty acid elongation, monounsaturated fatty acid; fatty acid elongation, saturated fatty acid; fatty acid elongation, polyunsaturated fatty acid
Cellular component (GO): endoplasmic reticulum; endoplasmic reticulum membrane
Molecular function (GO): fatty acid elongase activity
Source: RefSeq, a predicted model, not a curated record